AUGGGGCAGAAAUUCUUCCAAGACUGGGCAUUAUGGGAGAAGAUGACUUUUGUGGGCACCAUCUUUGCUGGAUUUUGCAAACUAACGUACGACAACUGGCGGCUGCGCAAAUACGUUCAGGCCGACACUGCUAGGGCCCUUCAAACUCUGGAGUUAUUGGAGGCACAGACCUCGGAGGAGGAACUGACGAAAGACGAAAAGGAGGACGUUCCAUUUGGAAUCCGUGCGAUUGAGAGUGGUAUUGAGAUCGACGGCGUCUGGAUUUCGCGAGGCAACACACCGAUUGGGAGUGUCGCAUCAUCUUUCGACGAAUCGAGAGGCUCUGGAUCAUCCGCACAACUAGAGAUCCCGCAGCGGGUCUAUGGAAGCUCUAGUCGAUCAAGCUCUAAGGCUCCGAGCUCUGCGUUUGAGCGAGCAGUCUCUGCUGAGCGCAUUCUGUCGUCACGCAGCGCUUCGUCAAGCUCGGCAAGCUCGACGUGGAAUCUCGAUCUGCUUCAGAGCCAUCGUCUCUCUCAUGUCGCGGAGACAGGCCAGCUGACACCUCGUAUUCGUCGGCCGGAAUGCAGUGGCGAAUGGUCUAGCAUCGUCGUUCCUACAAGACCUCACGAAGCCGUCCAGCCACCUGUGGAACAUUUCACACCACACCGGAAGCCUUCUUUGCUGCCACUUCCUCCUAGUCUUGACAUGUUUCCUAUACCGCCUCAGCGCGCAUCUGUACCGCCUCUCACCAAAGACGUCCAACCAUUCUACCCGACUAGCAAGAUCGUAUCACUACCAGACACCUACCGACCGCGUGGCUCCCAAUACGUGCAGCACACCUACCAGCCCUACGGGAACCCUAUCAGACUCGAAGACACCGAGCAACAGCUGACUUUCACGGCCGAGCAGAACCGGCGUGAUUCCCAGGUCUUGCGGAAAGUUAACUCUGGUUUCGAGAUCCUCCGCCCUGGCACUCUUACCUUCGCAAAUGAACCAGCUCUUCAUGAUACCGGCUCGUCCUCCGGCGAGAAGCGACAGUCCCGGCGUCUCAGAAAGAAGCGGCCGGGAUCUGUCGACUACGGAGCGUCGCCCUUCGCAGACAACGUCUAGACACAAUAGCCUCGCGGGGCGCAAAUCUUUUUUUGUUCCAUACAAUACAUCGAGACACUAUUUCGAUUGCUCUUGGCUAUCCAACGCGUCAAGCAAAGUCUUUGGGCUAGCGAAGAAUACGUUGUGGGGGCGCCAAACGCGUAUGUACAUACAACGUCAGGACUUGUUGCAUCGAUUAGGC
This is a messenger RNA of Mytilinidion resinicola, 1270 nucleotides long. RefSeq lists its product as uncharacterized. The transcript is spliced from 4 exons. Lineage: Eukaryota; Fungi; Ascomycota; Dothideomycetes; Mytilinidiales; Mytilinidiaceae. The record is from RefSeq and is a predicted model, not a curated record. Bases 1 to 1089 code for a protein of 362 amino acids.